Molecule: messenger RNA, 2991 nt
Organism: Larimichthys crocea (large yellow croaker)
Lineage: Eukaryota; Metazoa; Chordata; Actinopteri; Sciaenidae
Gene: jkamp
Product: jnk1/mapk8 associated membrane protein
Exons: 6
Coding region: 356-1102 (248 amino acids)
Biological process (GO): response to unfolded protein; ERAD pathway
Cellular component (GO): membrane
Molecular function (GO): ubiquitin protein ligase binding
Source: RefSeq, a predicted model, not a curated record
GGCCGUGCCAUACAUCAUUCAUAAUAAUACGAGCGCUCGUCGCAGCAACAAGCAUGGCUAAAAGUGAAAGUAACGUUGGCACAGCGGUGGAGUCGCUUCCCAAAAGAAGAGCGACCUCAGUUGUGUGAACGUGGUUCAGUUAGAAAAGAUCAAAUGAAACGAGAAACCACAGGAAUAUGUAAGACGUGUGAGAGACUGACAACUAAACAACAAACUCCAAAGACAGAGCUCAACAGCAAACCACCAACUGAAGAAGUAAGAGGUGUGUCCUCGUGGAGAGCGGACAAACCUCCACAAGGUCUGUGAACGCUGCACAGAGUCCCCCGAGCUCUACGAUUGGCUCUACCUGGGCUUCAUGGCCAUGUUACCGCUGGUGCUGCACUGGUUCUUCAUCGAGUGGUACUCCGGAAAGAAGAGUUCUAGUGCUCUGCUGCAGCACAUCACAGCCAUGUUGGAGUGCAGCGUGUCGGCUGUGGUCACCCUGCUGGUCACGGAGCCGGUGGGGCUCCUCAGUAUCCGUUCCUGUCGAGUCCAGAUGCUGUCAGACUGGUACACCAUGCUGUACAACCCCAGUCCAGACUACAUCAACACGUUACACUGCACCCAGGAAGCUGUCUACCCUCUCUACACCAUAGUGUUGAUCUACUACGCCUUUUGCCUGGUGCUGAUGAUGCUGCUGCGUCCUCUCCUGGUAAAGAAGAUCGCGUGUGGUCUGGGCAAAUCCGAUCGCUUCAAGAGCAUCUACGCCGCUCUCUACUUCUUCCCCAUCCUGACGGUGCUGCAGGCAGUUGGUGGAGGUCUGCUCUACUAUGCCUUCCCCUACAUCAUCCUGGUCCUGUCUCUGGUCACACUGGCCGUGUACAUGUCUGCCUCUGAGAUACAGUCUUUCAAGAACCUGGUGGCUAAGAAGAAGCGUCUGGUCGUCCUGUUCAGCCACUGGCUGCUCCACGCGUACGGCAUCAUCUCCAUCUCCCGACUGGACAAGCUGGAGCAGGACCUGCCUCUGCUGGCCCUCGUGCCCGGCCCCGCCCUCUUCUACAUAGCCACGGCCAAGUUCACCGAGCCCAGCCGCAUCCUGUCCGAGGGCGGCAACGGACACUGAGCUGGAGCUUUCAGCAGACUGAAUGUCAUCAUGAGGUGUCAGACAUGUGUGUCUCUUCAUGAUUCAGUGAUGUGAAGAUACGAGAGACAAAUGAUCCCACACUACAGGAAGUCACUUCCUCUGAGUGUUUGUGUUUGUACACAGGGCGGAUGUUUCACACAGCUUACACACAUCAUCUCAUGUAAAUGUUCCCGUGGGAGUCUGACUUCAUGGAAACUAGCUGCACAGCCCAGGCUGAGAGCUGCUCACUGACAUUUAAACAUCAGCGUGGUUUUAAACUCCUGUCUGUUCAUUCCACGUUGACAAAGCUGUCAGACAUUUUGUAAUUUUUUGUCCCACAGUCUAUAGAAACGCUGCAGCGACGCAGACAUGCGAAAUGUGUGGGUAGAGCUGCAGCCGGGUGCUGUUUAAUUUAAAUGGAUAUAUUUUGUUACAGAGGUGGAACCCUGACAUUUUAUCAGCCUCUUUUAUUUUUAUUUCACAUCCCCAAGUGACUCUUUUUCUCUUUUUUUGUGCAUGCUGUACAUUCUCUUGUAAACACAGUAAAUGUUGUGAGUGAAGCGUGAUGAUGUCGCGGCUCCUCAGACCACCUCAGAGUGUGAUGGACGAGUAGCAGUAGUACAGCCUCGUCCGGUUAGCACCGUUCCCCGGCGACCUGCUCUGGAAUCUUGCAAAACAUCUGGAUGAACAAACAUCCUGUCAGCUUCAUGAUGGACCUAAAUCUAGCUUGUAGCUUGAUUUAGUCAAAUUUUAAAGCUUUUAUGCUCAUCUACGUCUACAUUAAUGUAACUUUCUGUUCUAUUAAAGGUCCAGUGUGUAGAAUUUUAGCGGCAUCUAGUGGUGUCGUUGCAGAUUGCAACCGACUGAAUACCCUGCUGCUCUUACUCUUGAUUAAAGCAUGAAGGAGAAGCUACAGUGGCAGUGAAACCACUAAAGGUUUGUCCCUUCUGGGCUGCUGUAGAAACAUGGUGGGCCCUCUGAUGGUUCCUUCUAAGGUAACACAAACAUUCUGAAUGUUAUUUUCAGGCAAAUAAACACGAAUACAAACAGAGUCAUGAUGAAUAUUAUAUUGGUCUUCUGCCAGUACUUACCCUUUAAUAUUACACACUGGACCUUUAACAACAGCCAUACACUAUGGCUGUUAAAUGUUGCAAACAGAUAAGAAUAGCAGGACAGGAAGUAGACUUACAUCCUGUUUCAUGUUGCAGAGACAGAAUCUUUGGAGUUCAACUUCACAUUUGUCUUUGGCACCAACAUAUCUGAUAUUGGAGUCACAAAUAUGGUUAUAGGUGCGAGGAAACGUGUAAAUAGUGUAGAUAUGUUGUAAAGAUCGAAGACACUGAAAGACAGCAGCAGCUGUCUGUCAUCUGACGUUUUGUUCUGUAAUCUUCACAUGAACUUCAGUGUGUUUGUGUUGAAGCUGCUUUAUCUGUAUAUUGUAAAUAUCCAUGUCCUGAUGCUUGUCAAUGAUGCACGCAGGCUCAGAUUCCUCGUGAAUGUGUCACUCUAUUUAAAGCUCAGUGUAUAUCAUUACUUAUUAUCGAGCAUGAGCUCAGACUUCAGGUGUUUACGAGGCUCCGAACGCAGACAUGUCGUGGGGCAAAGAAACAUGCUGAUGUCACUGUGGACGGGAAACUCAUGCAAUCCGAUGAGGCACAAUAUGCAGUGUGUUUCCAGAACAGUUUGACUGAGUGAUCAUUUUCAGAAUGAAAACCUGAACGCAGCUCUUGCAUCACGGACUGCUCUCAGCCAUGUUCAUCACAGGACGCCAGGCGUUGCAUGCUUCUGCUUGUCUACACAUGUUGUGUUGUGAAAUCAAACAGAUGUGCCAAAUGUUGUAAACAUACACACGGUUUGUUGUUGCCUCUUCAAAAUAAAGUGAAGUCUCC